CUGGUUAAACCACAGUUUUACAGGCUGCAUCUAUUACUCAAAUGAGGACUUUUGCUAGUAAUCAGACUGUCAACAUUCUAGAAAACGGUGACAUCACUAUGGAGGUACACAAAGUUACUGUGAGAGGCCCCCGAAGAAUUCAGUGGAGGCACUUCAACCAGACAUCAAUGGAGAACUCAGUCUACUUGGAAAGGAAAAGAAAAAAAAUAACAGAGACAGAGUCCAAGCUAUCAAAUAGUGCAUGGGGUGAGAAAAGAAAAGAACUGGCCGUGGUUUCCAAUAUCUAUACUCAUGUACUGAACAUGUUCAAGGUUGUGAUACUGGCCUCCUUUUACAAGAUGAGGUCUUGCUAUGUACAUUUCACCAGCAAGAGUUAUUCAGAAGGGACUCAACUCUUGGCUUUGAAGAUGAAAGUACUGAUAAGCCUAGAAUACAAGUGGCAUUUUGAUGCUAAGAAUAACCCCAGGCUGGCCCUCCAUAUUACAGCCAUAUGGAAACGAAAUCUCUAUCAACUGAAUUAAGCCUAGAGCUUCCAGAGAGGAAUAUAACCCUGCCAACACCUUGACUGCACCCCUGCGAAGAUUCAAUGCACCACCAAAGUCAUGCUCUACCCAAUCUUCCGACCUAUCAAAA
Chinchilla lanigera (long-tailed chinchilla) is the source of this 633-nucleotide messenger RNA. Its product is annotated as 60S ribosomal protein L9-like. Gene Ontology annotation, cellular component: ribosome; cytosolic large ribosomal subunit. Gene Ontology annotation, molecular function: structural constituent of ribosome; rRNA binding. The transcript is spliced from 2 exons. Bases 42 to 521 code for a protein of 159 amino acids. Gene Ontology annotation, biological process: cytoplasmic translation. The record is from RefSeq and is a predicted model, not a curated record. Lineage: Eukaryota; Metazoa; Chordata; Mammalia; Rodentia; Chinchillidae.